AUGGAUCCUUUCGAUAAAUUACCCACAGAAUUGCGCCUCAGCAUCCUUAUUCACACUCGCUCCAAACGGACUGUUUCCUCUCUCACUCGAGCCUCUCCUGCGAUGCUUCGGCAAUAUCACACACAUGAAAGAUACAUCGCCCGAAGCUUGAUCGCCGCUGACUUUGACGACGAGAUGGUUCAGGAUGCCAUGGCAAUCCUAUUCAUUCAGAACUCCUGCACAUCUUCCUUGCGUAAGCACAUCCUGGAUUGGUCAAAACAUCGGCUGCCAAACCCCCUCAAAGAUCACAAUAAUCAGCGGUUCAGUCAGCUAUUCGAUCAGCUGAACACGCUACACAGUCGACUCCUGUUCUUCAUCGAGGAUUAUGUCACUAAGGCUACUUCAUCCUAUCCUCCGAGGGAUUAUCUUUGUCUUCCACAGACACCAGAGUCAAAGCUGCCAACGACCGAAGGACAUCUCAUGUUUAAUGGGCAGAAAAUAACGGCCAGAUUCAAUGUAUCUAACCUCAAAGACACAGAGACACAUAGGUUCUUGAAGGCAUUCUUACUCUAUGAGCUGAAUUGCAAGGUCAAGACCUCUUUGGCCGCGAUCCGGCCCAGGCUCCCUCAGCGAGAACUUGACACCGCCGAACAUGAGGCUAUCAAGUGUGUCAAUACCUACGUCUGCUCUCUUUACUGCGCCAUGUUUGCCCAAUGCGGCAAUGCAUGGCUCCCAGAUGCUUCUACUUCGCUUCAAACUGGGCUACUGUUUCCAGAUACUUUCUAUAUCAACCCCGAGAUGUAUGCCUCUGAUAUGGGACAGCUCGAACGAGUUAGAGCGGGCUAUGAUAUAAAGAAUGAAAACAAGGUCGAAAGUAGCUUUGCUCGAUUUGGACUUGGUCCCCUAAUGGAGUUUCUCAGUCAUGACAUGUCCGAUGUACGCGACAAGCAAGCCUUGAAAGAGCGUCUUAGAACCUGGUAUAUACAGAAUUACGAGUACUCUUACAAACCUGGCAUACUUUAUUCCACGGAAAGGAUCACUAGCCGCGCGUCGCCAAUCUACAGCCAGCUUUCCUCUGAGGUCGACACAGAGCUCCAACUCAACAUCUUUCGUCAACGAGCCUGGGCGUUCUUCGAUGAUCGCCGGUUGUACCCCAAGGGCAGUACCGGAAGGCCAAAUUUUCCAACACAGAGCUUUCUUGAUAAACAGCCUAGUAAGCAGGCUUGGGUUGAAGGUUGGUUUGACAAUCCAAGCCAAGCCAGAGCUUUACGGCGCUCACAACGUUGGCAUGAUGAGUUGUGUGCUGGCUCAGAUUCUGAGGAUGCAGCAAGGAUCCAAUGGCUAUCUCAUUGA
This is a messenger RNA of Fusarium subglutinans, 1332 nucleotides long. RefSeq lists its product as uncharacterized. The record is from RefSeq and is a predicted model, not a curated record. Bases 1 to 1332 code for a protein of 443 amino acids. The transcript has a single exon. Lineage: Eukaryota; Fungi; Ascomycota; Sordariomycetes; Hypocreales; Nectriaceae.